AUGCCGACUACGAUGCCGGAAACCUUUAAUCUAGCUCAUCUUGUCGACGCUCCCGCUGAUCAGCCUGAUCCGCGGCAACUAGCCCUUCAGGAGCGUCAACAAGCGAUGAAAAAGCGCCUCAAGCGACUCCGACAUCGGAUGAACCAACGUGGGCAUAAAUUUGAAAAGUGGCUAGAAUCUGCUGACCCUUAUUCCUGCUCUGGUCACUCUAGUACACUCUCAAUGAACGAUGCGUCACCUUCUGCGAAUCGCAUUCUUAUUCAGCGUCUUGCUAAGGAGAUUCGUCGUCUUAUCAGUCUUCCCGAAUCUGGACCCUGGGUAUCUGGUCGUGUAAGCAGUCUUGAACGCGCUCUCAAUGGCAUACUACGCUUAUUGACUGCGGUUUCUCCACCUUCUACUCCAGCCGAUGCUAGCUUCGCUAUCGGGCUCGGAAGCUCCUGUCCCGUCUCGCUAGCUAUGUCGACAUCAACAACAGCUAAGCGUACCGGGCAUUUACCCCACGAGAACUUUGUGGUCAACCCACAGCAGCCUGUCUAG
Protopolystoma xenopodis is the source of this 537-nucleotide messenger RNA. The record is from the annotation of a GenBank genome assembly. Lineage: Eukaryota; Metazoa; Platyhelminthes; Monogenea; Polystomatidea; Polystomatidae.